Larimichthys crocea (large yellow croaker) is the source of this 3436-nucleotide messenger RNA. It is a transcript of the gene wdr44, whose product is annotated as WD repeat domain 44. Gene Ontology annotation, molecular function: protein binding. NCBI's taxonomy places the organism in Eukaryota, Metazoa, Chordata, Actinopteri, Sciaenidae. The transcript has 20 exons. The coding region runs from base 470 to 3199 and encodes 909 amino acids. The record is from RefSeq and is a predicted model, not a curated record.
GUGACGUCACCACGCACGGCGUGCCUCAGCCCCGCCCCCUGCCUCGGUGCUAGCAGUUGUUAGCCGCUAGCUGCUAGCUGUUUGUUUAUGACGCGGCUCCGUUAGCCCGGCAGCUAACCCGACAUCUAACCCGGUUUAACCCGGUUCGAGUCGGGCUCUAGAACCAGUCUUUUCGCGCCUUCCCUCACCGUGACCCGCGCGGCGUCAUAAAGACGCGGGAAGACGCUGGUUAGCCGGUUAGCUCGUUAGCAUUAGGCGUUGGUCAGGUUAGCCUAGCUCCGAGGCUAGCACCGUGUAACGUUAUGACGUGACGUCACACCGGAGAGCGGCCGUUUGUGACGAAGUCAAUAAAAAAAAAACCUGAGAGAAGUCUGGAGCAGAGGACAGGACAGGUGUGCGCGAGACACCUGCACGCGCACAGGUAGGGCUUACCUGGACACGAGCUAACGGCAGCUAGUUUGAUGUUAGCAUGGCGUCAGACACGAGCGACACGGAGGACUUCUUCUACGACGCCGCCGAGGACGUGAACUUCUCCCCGUCACCUAAAGUGUCACCUGCAAAGUUUGCCAUUCCCUCGCCUCAGCUUUCACCGAGGUCAGUGAACGCAGCACCAGAUGUGAGCUGUGCAGCCGCUUCAUCUGAGACUCAACAAGACGACUCCCUGCUGAUCAUCGACAGCAUCAUCGAGGAGAGUCAGAAGGGAAGCGUGGCCGAUGAUGGCGCUGAUGUCGGCGGUGUUGCCGAGAUGUCGCAGCUUUUGGAUCAGCUCCACGUCGAUGUCCGAGUGGAGGCGGAGCCACAGGAUGCAGCUCAGGAAGUUCCUGCGCCGUCAGCGGCGCCGCCUGUCGAGCCUCCGCCUGUCCAGGAAGAACAACAGGAAGUAAACGGAGCGUGCUCUCCGCCUGCUGCUGGACCCACAGAACCUCCAGGACCAGCAGCCGAGUCACAAGCGGUUCAGCCUCCGGACAUCACGAGCACCGUGGGACAGAGUCAGCCUGACGGGGCCGACGGGGAGCCGGAGCAGAGACCUGCAGAUAUCUUAGACCAGGUCCCGUUAACGGACCGGCAGGCCGACUCGGACUCCUCCGGGCCCAUGAAACCGCCGCGGCAGUUCACAGUGGAACCGGAUAUUGUAGCCAGCACCAAGAAGCCUCCGCCCUCACGGCCACCCCCUCCCAGCGGAGGUCCUCCACCCAGACCGCCUCCGCCGUCCUGGCAGAGUCUGCCAUCCAAGAAGUCUCAGGAGUGUCUGAGGCUGAGCGGGCUGGAAGUGUCCACGGUCUGUCCGGUCAGCAGCGACGCCCUCGAGCCGUCCGGCCUCGUGUCUCCGAGCAGCACCGUGAGGAGUCUAACCAAAGAGCUGCAGCAUUCCCUGGACCUGGCCAGCGCCACCAGCGGAGACAAGGUGGUGACAGCACAGGAAAAUGAGGACGAGCAGACGUUGUCUCCGAGCGGAGGACAAACUCCAGGACCUCAACGUCCACGAUCCAACUCUGGAAGAGAACUCACAGAUGAAGAGAUCUUGGCCAGUGUGAUGAUCAAGAAUCUGGACACCGGGGAGGAGAUCCCUCUGAUCCAGGCCGAGGAGAAGCUUCCUGCAGGGAUCAACCCGCUCACUCUGCACAUCAUGAGGAGGACCAAGGAGUACAUCACGAACGAUGCAGCUCAGUCAGACGACGACGAGAAGUCUCAGGCUCCGCUGGCGGACUCAGACGGAGGGAAGCUGAAGCAGAAAACAACUCAGUUCAAGAAAUUUUUGGGGAAAUCUGUGAAGAAAGCGAAACACCUGGCUGAGGAGUACGGAGAGAAGGCGGUCAACAAAGUGAAGAGUGUUCGAGACGAAGUGUUCCACACGGAUCAGGACGACCCGUCCUCCAGUGACGAUGAGGGCAUGCCGUACACUCGGCCCGCCAAGUUCAAGGCUGCUCACAGCUUCAAGGGUCCGUUUGACUUCGACCAGAUCAAGGUGGUCCAGGACCUGAGCGGGGAGCACAUGGGCGCCGUUUGGACCAUGAAGUUCUCUCACUGCGGGAGGCUGCUGGCCACCGCGGGUCAGGACAAUGUGGUCCGGAUCUGGGUCCUGAAGACCGCCUUCGACUACUUCAACAACAUGAGGUUAAAGUACAACACUGAAGGUCGAGUUUCACCGUCCCCGUCUCAGGAAAGUCUCUGUUCGUCUAAAUCUGACGACCCCGGGGCGAGCUGUGUUCCAGACGACCCCGAGACCGAAGACAGGAACGCCCCUUUCCGCCAGGUUCCCUUCUGCAAGUAUAAAGGACACACGGCCGACCUGCUGGACCUGUCCUGGUCCAAGAACUUCUUCCUGCUCUCGUCGUCCAUGGAUAAAACCGUCAGAUUGUGGCACAUCUCCAGGAGAGAGUGUCUCUGCUGCUUCCAGCACAUCGACUUCGUCACAGCCAUCGCCUUCCACCCCAGAGAUGACCGAUACUUUUUAAGCGGCUCUCUGGACGGGAAGCUGCGUCUCUGGAACAUUCCUGACAAGAAGGUGGCGCUGUGGAACGAGGUGGACGGACAGACGCGCCUCAUCACUGCUGCCAACUUCUGCCAGAACGGGAAGUACGCCGUGAUCGGGACGUACGACGGACGCUGCAUCUUCUACGACACCGAGCGUCUGAAGUAUCACACUCAGAUCCACGUCAGGUCGACCAGAGGGAGGAACAAGGUCGGACGGAAAAUCACCGGCAUCGAACCUUUACCUGGAGAGAACAAGAUUUUGGUGACCUCAAACGAUUCCCGUAUCCGCCUCUACGACCUGCGCGACUUGUCUUUGUCCAUGAAGUACAAAGGUUACGUGAACAGCAGCAGUCAGAUCAAGGCGAGCUUCAGUCACGACUACUCGUUCAUCGUCAGCGGCUCGGAGGACAGGUACGUCUACAUCUGGAGCACCUACCACGACCUGAGCAAGUUCACGUCCGUACGACGGGACCGCAAUGACUUCUGGGAAGGGAUUAAAGCUCACAACGCCGUCGUCACCUCAGCCAUCUUUGCACCGCACCCCGGCCUCAUCGUCCCCCAGGAGAGCGGAGCCGAGAAACCAGAGGCCGAGUGCAAGAGUCUGGACUCCACCGACUCUGAGACGAUACCCUCAGGAGCCCUGAAGACGGAUCACACCGAGGUUCUGCUCUCGGCGGACUUCACCGGAGCCAUCAAGGUCUUCAUCAAUGUAAAAAAGUACUGAGCACUUGAGAGGCUGUCGGUUCGACCCGCUCAGGCCCGUCUGUCAGAGUCCAGUCCUCCGGAUGAAGGACGGCCCGUCAGCGGCCACGUCACCAACUACCUAACGGCUAACGCUCCGAGCUAACGAAGAGCGCGUGAACAGGGACCGAAACUGGAGGACGGAGCGGACAGACGACACCUUUCUAUUUUAUAUCUUUAAUACCAGGCGACUGUGAACGGUGUGUGUGUGUGUGUGUGU